AUGGAAGCGACCUUGGAGCAGAAGCUCAACAGCCUGACGGCCCGCGAACAGGUUGCGAUCGUAGACUUGGACAACAAUGUCGUCGGUAAGGCUGAUCGUUCUGUGAUGCGUGUGUUCACACUUCCCCAUCGCGCGACGUACAUAGUCAUUCGCAACAGCGCGGGUGACUUUUACGUGCAGCGUCGCACGAUGAUCAAGGACUAUUGUCCUGGGUUUCUCGACCCAAUGGCUGGUGGUGUUGUUCAAGCGGGCGAAAGCUAUGAGGACAAUGCAAUUCGCGAAGCCGAAGAGGAAAUGGGCGUCUCGGGGGUGCCUCUAACCUAUGUCACGACAUUCUUGUACAACGAAUCUUACACGGUGGUAUGGGGUGGCAUGUUUGAAUGCGUAUACGACGGGCAACUGAAGUUGCAACCCGAAGAAGUGUCCGAAGUCCUCAUUAUGUCGGCCGCGGACAUCAUGGCGCGCGCAAACGAGUUUACGCCGGACGGGAUCUUCGCCAUGCGGCUGUACCUCGACUGGAAGGCGCAUGAUGCGUCCAAGUAG
Molecule: messenger RNA, 543 nt
Organism: Aphanomyces invadans
Lineage: Eukaryota; Oomycota; Saprolegniomycetes; Saprolegniales; Verrucalvaceae
Exons: 5
Coding region: 1-543 (180 amino acids)
Molecular function (GO): hydrolase activity, acting on acid anhydrides
Source: RefSeq, a predicted model, not a curated record